UCCAAACUGCAAAAGACCCCUCUGCGGGGUUGGCUGCUCCUGAUAUCCUCCUUCCCGAAGACCAGCACCACGGCACGUCGGUACCAGCCCCGCCGGCGUUUGCUCGGCCGUCCUCCGCCGCGCAAUACCAGGCCGAGUGCCGCGGCGAUGCCGUCCGUAUCCGCCUUCGCUUCCUCAUCCUCGGCACUGCUGCGCGGCCCCCCCGCGCGGGUCCGGCGCCUCCUCGUCGCAGCCGCGACGCGCGCGCACAGCAGCGCCGCAGGCGGCGGGAGCCGCGCUCGCGGUGGGCUGCCGCGGUUCCACACUCCUUCUAUCCCCUCUUCGAAGGGUGAGGUGGUCCGCAUCCAAGGAGACGAGUUCUGGCACAUGACAAGGGUUUUGCGCCUUGGAGUCAAUGACAGGGUUGACCUAUUUGAUGGAGCUGGCGGUUUAGUUGAAGGAUCCAUAACGAAAGUUGACAAGGGUGGCUCGGAUGUUGAGCUAUUAGAGGAUGCUAGGCUUAUAGCUCCUCAAGGAAUCCAAUGGCAUGUCUUUGCUGCUUUUGGGACACUGAAGGGUGGACGUGCAGAUUGGCUUAUAGAGAAAUGUACUGUAUGUUACUUGCAAUUUGGGUGUUCUGCUUCUUCGUUGUGUACUUCUAAGUCUGUACCCCUCUUCUGACUGAACGGUGUCACACUAUAGCAGAAAAUAGGGUGGACAGGUUGCAACGUCUUGUGUUGGCUGCAGUUAAACAAUGCCAGAGAAUACAUGAAAUGUCACUGAAGCCACCGAUUCAGAUAGGCAAUCUUCUACCUGUUGUGUCACAGUCAAAGCUUAUGUCGGUACCCUGUAACA
Messenger RNA from Panicum virgatum (switchgrass), 834 nucleotides. RefSeq lists its product as uncharacterized. Gene Ontology annotation, molecular function: rRNA (uridine-N3-)-methyltransferase activity. The coding region runs from base 148 to 660 and encodes 170 amino acids. Gene Ontology annotation, biological process: rRNA base methylation. The transcript has 6 exons. Lineage: Eukaryota; Viridiplantae; Streptophyta; Magnoliopsida; Poales; Poaceae. The record is from RefSeq and is a predicted model, not a curated record.